AUGCAUGUCAUCGGGCUGGGAUCCAUCGGACACCUGGUGGCUCAUCACCUCAGAGCAAGAGCUGGACUGACCGUCACGCUGCUCCUCAGAAACACGCCCAGGAAUGCAGCCAUCAAGGCAAGGGCAGGGGACUAUCAGGUCUCGGUGAAGACGGGAGACACGGAGGAACACAGCACAGGCUAUCGUAUUGAAUUGGUGGAUGUUUUGGCUGGUUCAUCUAUAGACACGUUGCUCGUGUGCACCAAAGCAUACGACUGUGCGGCUGCUGUUCGCAGUGUCAUGCAACGGCUCAACGGCCAGUCUCGUGUUCUCCUCAUGAACAACGGCCUUGGUGUCACAGAAGAGCUUGAGUCUCUCUGGAAAACAGACAAGAAACCCAGAAUUUUGGAGGCCAUCCUCACUCACGGUGUCUAUGGCUUGGGCUCGACUGAGCAACAAUCACGAAUCUGCCACGCAGGCAUUGGCGAAGUGACUCUGUCGAGUGACGAUCUCGCAGAACCGCUUGCGUCCCUCAAUACGCGUGUGCUCGAUGCUGUUGCCUUUCGGAAAGCCCAGCUGACCAAGUUUGUGGUCAAUUGCUGCGUCAAUCCGCUGACAGCUAUUCACGGCUGCUACAACGGUCAAGUGACAAGAUAUGCGUCUGCCAUGCAGUUUACAAUGCAAGAGUGCUUGACUGUGCUCGCUUGCGCCUACCCGACGGUUCCCCUUGACGCUGCAACCGUCCAAGCAGCUCUAGAAGUUGUCAUCUCCAAGACUGCAAACAACAGGUCAAGCAUGCUGCAAGACGUGAGUGCAGGCCGUCCAACAGAAGUGGCCUACCUGAAUGAACGCGUCUGUGUCCUUGGGAAUCGCUUCUCAAUCCCGACGCCGACAAAUGCCGGCUUAUGUCAGCAAGUAAGAGCAGUCACGAUUUGUCAAUCUACGCCGCGCUGA
Messenger RNA from Protomyces lactucae-debilis, 933 nucleotides. RefSeq names its product ketopantoate reductase PanE/ApbA C terminal-domain-containing protein. The coding region runs from base 1 to 933 and encodes 310 amino acids. NCBI's taxonomy places the organism in Eukaryota, Fungi, Ascomycota, Taphrinomycetes, Taphrinales, Protomycetaceae. The transcript has a single exon. Gene Ontology annotation, molecular function: 2-dehydropantoate 2-reductase activity; NADP binding. The record is from RefSeq and is a predicted model, not a curated record. Gene Ontology annotation, cellular component: cytoplasm. Gene Ontology annotation, biological process: pantothenate biosynthetic process.